AUGGCGACAAACGGUAAUGUUAAUCACCAUGAUCAGUAUCCUGCUCCAGCCCAGACAUCAGAGACCACGGCCAAUGCCGAUAGCUCGACCAGAGAUCUUCCAAAGGAUGAGGUCGGCUGGUACUUCGUUGAGCAGUAUUACACAACUUUGAGCAAGUCGCCUGAGAGGCUGCAUCUUUUCUAUGGCAAGAAGUCCCAAUUCGUUUCCGGUCUCGAGGCCGCGAUCGUUCCGGUUUCAGUCGGUCGCCAGGCUAUCCAGGAGCGCAUCAAGGAGAUGGAUUUUCAGGACUCCAAGGUCCGCAUCUCUAACGUCGACUCGCAAGGCUCAGAGCAAAACAUCGUUAUUCAAGUCAUCGGUGAGAUUGCGAACAAGGGCGAGGAGUCCAAGAAAUUUGUGCAGACAUUUGUGCUCGCGCAACAACCGUCUGGCUAUUUCGUCCUCAACGAUAUCCUGAGAUAUAUCGACGAGGAUCAGGAGGAGGUGGCUGAGCCGGCCGCAGAGGCCGCAGAGGAACCCACCGCUCCCGCCGAAGUUCCGGCCGCCGACGAAGCUGAAGCUGAGCCGGAGGUCACUGCUGAUGAGCAAGCUGCCCCAGAGCAGGAACCCGCUCAACUGGACACCACCGUUGUUACGCAGAAGCUGGAGGAGGCUGCCGUCGAGGCACCUGUUGCUGCCGAAGAGCCCGCUGUUGAGCCUGCUGUUGAGGCCCCGGAGCCGGCCCAUACGGAGCAAGCGCAGACGCAACCCGACGUAGAGAAGACGGUUGAGGAAAUCGCCGAGGAGGAGGUCAAGAAGCCUGAGGAACCCAAGGACCCCAGCCCCACUCCCGCAGUCGCACCCGCUACCCGCGUUGCGGCCCCCGCUCCCGCACAACCCGAAAAGCCCAAGGAGCCCCCGAAGCCGAUGUCCUGGGCCAGCCGGGUGGCUGCAGCUGCUGGCACGGCCCGGCCUGUUGCCCCGAUUCCGAAGGCUGCUACGCCUCCUGCUGCUGCACAGCCACGCGCUCCGGUCCCUGCGCCCGCCCAGCAGCCUGCGCCCGCCGCACAGCAAGCGCAGCCGGCCGAGAGCUCCGCGGCCGCCCCCACCCCAAAGGACCAAGGCAAUGAAUGGCAAACCGCAGAGACCAAGCGGCAGAGUCGUACUCAGCCGGUGUCUGCCGCCCCGGCUGAAAAGGAGGGUACCAUGGCCUACAUUAAGUAUGUCACCGCAAAGGUGAGAGAUGAGGACCUGAAAGCCGCGCUCUCCGCCUUUGGUGAGCUGGCCUAUUUCGACAUCAAUCGCACAAAGAAUUGCGCCUUUGUGGAGUUCAAGACUCAGGCUGGGUACAAUGCUGCGGUCGCCGCCAAUCCCCACACUGUGAACGGCGAGAACAUUGUGGUCGAGCAACGCCGCCCGAAGGCCAACGCGUACGGUGGCACCAACUAUAACGCUUCGCGCGGAGGUGCCGGCGCCCGUGGCAGUCGUGGCGGCUACGAGCUUAGUCGUUCUGGUAGCCAGGGCGGCCGUGGUGGUUUCACCGGCCAGUCUAGAGGGCGUGGCGGGGCUGCCCGGGGCCGAGGGGCUGCUCAGGCCGGCACUGCCUAG
Molecule: messenger RNA, 1584 nt
Organism: Canariomyces notabilis
Lineage: Eukaryota; Fungi; Ascomycota; Sordariomycetes; Sordariales; Chaetomiaceae
Exons: 4
Coding region: 1-1584 (527 amino acids)
Biological process (GO): ribophagy; protein deubiquitination
Cellular component (GO): Ubp3-Bre5 deubiquitination complex; ribonucleoprotein complex; cytosol
Molecular function (GO): mRNA binding
Source: RefSeq, a predicted model, not a curated record